CUAAGGUGCUUAUCCCAAGCGAGGUCUGUGUUUCAAGGAGACCUUCCAUUUAUUCUCAUUUCAGCCUCCAGCCACUGCAAAUGCCCGGCAGCAGCAAUUCCCUGCUGCAAUUCUUGGCUCCGAACUGGAAAGUUUCGGCAGGCGAAUAGUUAAGGGCAGGCGGAGGAAGAGGAGGAGGAGGAGGAGGAGGAAGAGGAGGAGGCGGGUUCCCAGUUUUCCCAGCCAGCGGGCUCAGCUGUCACAGCCCAGGGGCACAGGUUAAAGGCUCGGGGGCACAGCAGUUAUUCCUGCUCCUCGGCAAUACUCCUCCUCCGCAUCCACCCGUCUGAUUCCAGCCCUUUCCAGGCUGCCUCGGCCGGAGAAGUUUCCCCGCUUCCUGAAGCUACCGAGAAUUCCUGCGGGAUAAAUAUGCUAAACAUUGCAGGGAAGGCGGGGUGAAAACAUUCCCGUUUAAUGGUUAACUGGGAUCGGGAUGAGGGACACCGGCUCCUGCUGAAGGACAAUGAGACCCUGGAUUUAUCUUUAUUAUGCUGCCGUCUCCUGGCUAAUUCUGGACGAGUGGCAUCCCUGUUCUCCUGCUUUCUGCACAGCAUCGAAAGGUUGACACGGACUGGAUUUGCUGCAGCUUUUUGUUCAGAUGGAUGGAACGCUCCCAUCAAGGAAUUUUGAUACCAAAUGCUUCAAGGACAAAGACUUCAUGUAAUUGCUGUGGGAUUCAGGACUGCUGCACUCUCAUUCUUCUGACUGUUCCACAAGAUGAUCUGAAUGUUUAAGUGGACUAUGAUAAGAAGACAGGAUCUGGAAAUAAAAGAUGAACCCACUUCAUGCAAAGAAAUCAAGAUUUUUAGUGUGCGUUGCUGUCUGUACAUUCAUCUACACCUUCUUCUACCUAAAGGUUCCACUUUAUGAAGAGCCAAAUGACCAAAAAUUCCAAGUCAAAAAAGCGGAGUGUGGUUUUUACCCAGAUGAACUUUGCUCAGCUCUUUUUGUGGGGAAACCUGCAGCCUUUAGAAUUGGAAACUUUUGUCAGAAGUCCUACCAGUCCAAACCACUCAGCUGCAUUCACACUUCCUGCAGCUGCUCCACAGUCCUGAAGACUCUGCAUUUUAUCACCAGACCCCUGUCAGAUGAAGAAGGAAAUUUCUCCUUGGCGUACAUUAUUACAAUUCACAAGGAGCUGGAAAUGUUUGUGAGGCUGCUAAGAGCUAUUUAUAUGCCUCAGAAUAUUUACUGCAUCCAUAUUGAUGAAAAGUCACCCAGAGAUUAUAAAACUGCUGUACAGAACAUUGUUAACUGCUUCGAAAAUAUUUUUAUUUCCUCAAAAAGAGAACAUGUUGUUUAUGCAGGGUUUUCAAGAUUACAAGCUGAUAUUAACUGCAUGAGAGACCUCGUUAACUCCAAAGUUCAGUGGAAUUACGUUAUUAACCUGUGUGGUCAAGAUUACCCCCUGAAAACAAAUAAAGAAAUUAUACAAUACAUAAAAAGUAAGUGGAAUGGUAAAAAUAUCACUCCUGGGAUAGUCCAACCACUUCACAUAAAACACAGGACAGAGGUCAGCUACAGGGAAUACAUCCAUUCUGGAGUGCCAUACGUGUAUCCAGCAAAGAUCAGGAAAGCUCAACCUCCUCAUAACCUGACAAUAUAUUUUGGCAGUGCCUAUUACAUCCUCACUAAAGACUUUGUGGAGUUCACACUGAGUGAUGCCCGGGCAAAAGCUCUGCUGGAGUGGUCAAGGGACACCUACAGCCCUGAUGAGCACUACUGGGUCACCCUCAAUCGUUUACCUGAUGCUCCAGGGGCUACACCCAAUGCAGGCUGGCAAGGAGACCUAAGAGCCAUUAAAUGGAAAGAUCAAGAAGGAGCCUCACACAAGGGCUGCAAAGGUCAUUACGUCAGAGACAUCUGCAUCUACGGCCUGGGGGACCUGCAGUGGAUUAUUGAGUCCCCUCAUUUGUUUGCCAACAAAUUCGAGCCUGCACGGAACCCGCUGGCGAUGGAGUGCCUGGAGAGGCGGCUGCGGCUCAAGGCGCUGCGCCAGGCUCAGGCGCCCAUCGAGGAGCACUGGCGCCUGCAGGAGCACAGCCACUUCAACAUGCAGCUGGAUGGGGGAGCUUAACCCACUCCCAAACUUAAAUGUGCAGCAUCCUGGCAGAAAACACGGACAUUUAUAGCCACAGGCUUCACUCGAAGGGUAAAGCACAGUGCUGUACUCCCAGAGAAAUAAACAGGUUUUCUUUAUUCCAGUAGCGAUGGGUUCAUUCCCAAAGAAUGUCUGAAUCUAUGCUGAAGACCAGGGGGGAAGUUCAUAAUCCAUUAAAUGACUUCUUUAGCUGGAAAAGUCAAUGUUCCUCAUGUUCACAGCCAAAGCAUGACUAACUGGCAUGAAAGUAAUAAAAUGGAAGCAGUGACUGAACAAAGACAAAAUAUGGAGAAAUAACAAAUUAAAGUCACGGCCAGUGAA
This is a messenger RNA of Corvus hawaiiensis (hawaiian crow), 2461 nucleotides long. RefSeq names its product beta-1,3-galactosyl-O-glycosyl-glycoprotein beta-1,6-N-acetylglucosaminyltransferase 7-like. Lineage: Eukaryota; Metazoa; Chordata; Aves; Passeriformes; Corvidae. The transcript has 6 exons. The record is from RefSeq and is a predicted model, not a curated record. The coding region runs from base 812 to 2116 and encodes 434 amino acids. Gene Ontology annotation, cellular component: membrane. Gene Ontology annotation, molecular function: acetylglucosaminyltransferase activity.